Molecule: messenger RNA, 1137 nt
Organism: Talaromyces rugulosus
Lineage: Eukaryota; Fungi; Ascomycota; Eurotiomycetes; Eurotiales; Trichocomaceae
Exons: 2
Coding region: 1-1137 (378 amino acids)
Molecular function (GO): nucleotide binding
Source: RefSeq, a predicted model, not a curated record
AUGGCCCCGAUCCGUGUUGGUAUCAUCGGUCUGACCACCGUCACUCCCUCUGACCAGGGCUAUACACCUGGCAGCUGGGGCCUCGUGCACCUUACUGCGCUGACCAGCUCGCCGCAUUACAAAAUUGUUGCUCUGUGCAACUCCACUGCUGAAAAGGCUCGCAAGUCGAUUGAGCAGAACAAGCUCGACCCGGCGACCAAGGCCUAUGGCUCCCCCGAGGAACUGGCCCAGGACCCGGAAGUAGAUCUUGUUGUCGUGUCCGUCCAUGUCGAUAAGCAUUAUGACCUUGCCAAGCCUGCACUUUUGAAUAAGAAGAGUGUCUUUGUGGAAUUCCCCCUCUCGGCGAAAUAUCCAGAGGUCGAGGAGUUGGUCAAGCUUGCCGAGCAGGGUAAUGUCAAGACUAUCGUCGGCGCUCAGGCUCGUGGAAAUCUUGCCUUUGCUAAGGUCAGUGAGUUGAUCAAGUCCAAGGCUAUUGGCGAUGUUACCAGCUCUAGCUGGGUCAGUCAUAUGCCUCUUUCGACUUGGGAUGGAAUGCUCGACGCCUUGAAGGAUUUUACAACAUUGGAAGGCGGCCCAAGCCGUGUCAAUAUUGCUCUGGGACAUGGCUUGGAACCAUUCUUGCACGCCUUAGGGGAGUUCAAAACCGUCCAGGCCAUCUUCAAGACCCAUGGCAAGAUAAUCCCCCUGUUUGACACCACCGGCAAGGUCGUCAACCCAGAAUUCAAGACCACAGCUCCCGAGUACAUUCUUAUCCAGGGUGUAUUGGAGAGCGGUGCCGUGGCAUCGAUCAAUCUGCGUUUCGUGGCGAACUCGGUUGAUGACGCCACAAUCCGAUGGAUUAUCAGCGGUACGGAGGGCGAGCUCCAGUUUGUCUCUCCGGCAGAGAGCUACGUCCAGGCCGACCUAUCUCAAUCCAAGCUACGUCUCAAGAAGUGGAAGGGCGAGGUAGAGGAGAUCGACUUCAAGCGCGAAGAGCCGGCUCACAUCACUAGUGGGACCAACCUUGUCAUCAACACGGCUCGCUUGUACGAGUCAUUUGCGACUGGAAACGAGAAUGGAUAUCCCUCAUUUGAGUCGGCGAGGAAGGUUCACAAUCUAAUUGAACAGAUUAAAAAAGUAGCCGUGUGGGCACCUUAG